This is a messenger RNA of Daktulosphaira vitifoliae (grape phylloxera), 1509 nucleotides long. RefSeq names its product alpha-tocopherol transfer protein-like. Gene Ontology annotation, cellular component: membrane. Gene Ontology annotation, molecular function: phosphatidylinositol bisphosphate binding. The transcript has 7 exons. The record is from RefSeq and is a predicted model, not a curated record. NCBI's taxonomy places the organism in Eukaryota, Metazoa, Arthropoda, Insecta, Hemiptera, Phylloxeridae. The coding region runs from base 185 to 1117 and encodes 310 amino acids.
UGUAGUCUACUCCUUAGAAAAGUGAAAGGCAGUCGUUCCCUCCUUUUGAACUGUCAUCAUCACAUGCUGUAACGUUAGUCUUAACAUCACAUGGUGUACCCAUAGCAAUAUCGUCUGCAGUCUAACACAGAAAUUCGACCUACUAGUUUAAACGCAUCGAAGUUUUAGCUAACAAACAAUCAAAAUGACUCUUGUUCAGCCAUCCACAGAGAUGCAGUUGCACAUUCGCACGGAGUUGAACGAAAAUAUAGCUACUCGGGAUAAGGAUUUAGAACAUAUUAAAGAAUGGCUCAGGUUACAACCUCACUUACCAAAAUUCCAAGAUGACGCCCGUAUUAUGACUUUUCUCAGAGGUUGCAAAUUCUCCUUAGAAAAAACUAAAAGAAAGUUAGACAUGUACUUUACGAUGAGAGCUGCAGUACCCGAAUUUUUCAACAACCGUGAUCCAUUAUUACCAGAAAUCAAAGAAAUUAUGAAAAUUGUGAAUCUUCCACCACUUCCUGGUUUGACUCCAGAUGGACGCAGAGUUGUAAUUAUGAAUGGAAUUGAUAUAGCUCAACCAAAUUUCAGUGUAGCCGAUGGUAUGAAAGUAGUACUGAUGAUUGGUGAUAUUAGAUUAAAAGAAGAGCACACCGGCGUUGCUGGAGAUGUGUAUAUAUUUGAUGCAAGUGUAGCUACACCCUCAAAUUUCGCCAAUCAUUUUGCCAAAUUUACUCCAGCUUUAAUAAAAAAAUUCCUUAUUUGUGUGCAGGAAGCAUAUCCUGUUAAACUCAAAGAGGUCCAUGUAAUCAAUGUUUCGCCAAUGGUUGACACGAUAAUAAAUUUUGUAAAACCAUUCUUGAAAGAGAAAAUUAGAAACAGGAUUCACGUACAUUCAAGUAUGGAAUCUUUGAACAAAUUUGUACCCAAAGAUAUGUUACCAGAAGAAUAUGGUGGACUUGCUGGACCAAUGAGUGAAAUAAACAAGCAAUGGUAUGAGAAACUAGUAACUUAUAAAGAUUGGUUUAAAGAACAAGAAAGUGUCAAGGCUGAUGAAUCAAGACGUCCAGGAAAACCAAAAACCCACGAUGACCUCUUCGGAAUGGAAGGUUCCUUUAAACAGUUAUCUAUUGAUUAAAUGUUUAUAUUUUGAAACACUAUAAUGUUUUUAUUUAAUCAAAUUCUUUUUUAUACUAUUAUGUGUAUUAUAUUUUUAUACUUUUAUUUUAUUUUCAAGACUUUCAUUGUACAAAAAUUAAUCAUAUAUUAGUACUUUUUUUUAUUAUAAAUCAUCAUUAAAGUAAAAAUCAUGAGCUCAAUAUCACAUCUUUACAUUGUUGACCACUUUUUUUUAAAUGUUUUAGCCCACUUUACUUUAAGUUUUCCGCACUCAAAAUGCACCAAAUACAUCUAUUACACGACUUUUUAAGAAUAAAAUAAUUUACAUAUUUUUUGAGUAACAAUUGAAUUAGACAUAGAUGCAAAUUCAUUUACAUAAUAAAUAUUAAAAUCUUAUACUCAGAAACACCA